AUGGUCUACUUCCAAUUCGUCUUCGCGGCGAUCACCCUCGCUCUGAUCGCCGGUGCCUAUCUCGCGCGCAUGAAUUUCACGGCUUGGAUGAUAUUCGUACCACUCUGGUUGAUCUUUGCCUACUGUCCCGGCGCCUACAGCAUCUGGGGUGGUGGCUGGGCCACAAAACUAGGCGUUCUCGACUAUUCCGGUGGUUACGUUAUUCAUUUAUCCUCAGGUACGGCCGCCUUUGUUGGCGCCUACUGGAUCGGGCCUCGUCUCAAGAAAGACAGAGAGAGUUUCACUCCUAACAAUAUCCCACUCAUGAUGGUUGGAGCCGGCAUCCUCUGGGUCGGCUGGAACGGUUUCAAUGGUGGCGAUCCAUACUCUGCUUCUCCUGAUGCCGGCGCCGCCGUCCUCAACACCAACAUCUGCACUGCCAUGUCCUUGCUCACAUGGACAUGCAUGGACAUCAUCUUCUUUGGCAAACCUUCCAUCAUCGGUUCCGUGAACGGCAUGAUCACCGGUCUGGUCGGCAUCACACCCGCCGCUGGAUUCGUCGCGGGCUGGGGCGCCAUCAUCAUCGGCUUUUGUACCGGUACCAUUCCCUGGGUCAGCAUGAAUAUCGUCGCUACUCGCUCCUUCAUCUUCAAGCGCCACGUCGACGACACUUUGGGUAUGUAUCUCUUGUUCUUGCAGCCAUGUCAUUACACCAAGCUAACAACCACUCANGGAAUCACGCAUACGCACUUCGUCGCGGGCCUUCUCGGCGGCUUCCUGACAGGUAUCUUUGCAACCGUCCCCGGCGUGGCCGCCUUCGGCGACACGAACCCUGGUGGCGCCAUCGACGGCAAUGGCAAACAAGUGUGGCUACAGAUAGUCGGCGCUCUCUUCAUCAUCGGCUGGGACGCUGUCUGGACCUCGAUUAUCAUGCUUUUCAUCAAGUACGUGUGUCGCGUGCCGCUGCGCAUGAGCGAGGAUGAUAUGCUCCUGGGCGACGACGCCGUUCAUGGCGAGGGUGCGUACUGUUUCUUUGACGAUAUGGCGGGCCCCGUGCCCGAAGAUCAUAACGCUGUGCUUGAGGGGUUGCAGGUCCACAAUGAUCUAGAGAUUGGUAUUGGUGGAUCCUCGAGCCUUGGAUCCCGCCAGAACAGAGGCGAUGACCACGAGAAGGAGUCUGAGCAAACUAAGAAGGAUUAG
Messenger RNA from Aureobasidium musti, 1179 nucleotides. The record is from the annotation of a GenBank genome assembly. Lineage: Eukaryota; Fungi; Ascomycota; Dothideomycetes; Dothideales; Saccotheciaceae.